UCGCGUGAAGUUGAAUUAAAAGAAGCUGCGGAAAAUCGGAUUUUAAAGAAGAAGGAGUGAAGAAAAAAAAUUGAAACUGCCGAAGAAAAGAAAAUUUUGCAAAAUUUGUUUAAAAUUUAUCAUCAUCGAUGCAGAUUAAAGGAACAACUGGAAAAUACGGAACUGAUGGGUCAUCAACAAGCACAUCAUCAGCUUCAAAAUUUAGCUCCAUAACUCCAUCAACAUAUCGACCAUCAUAUUCAUCAACAUCUGGAACUUAUAGAGCUUCUAGAGCGCCACCAGUUUCAUCAACAACAACUUCAACGCCAAAGUCUUACACGCGAACCUACACGACACUCGGAAAAAUUUCUGACGAUGAAAAAGAUAAACAGAAAUCUUACACACGAACGUACUCAAAUUUAGGAAGAAAUGAAAAUGAUAAUGAAAAGUCAUCAAAACCUUACACGAGAUCAUACACGACAUUGAGUGGAAGUAAAACGUCAGACGAUAAAGAUAAGAAAGAACCAUCACCACCUAAACGAGUUUCAUCAAGAUAUGUAACAAAAGAUUUAUCAGCUGAAACGAGAACGCGAUUAUCAAGCACUUAUGGGAAUUCUUCAGUUAAAAAGGAUGAAAAAGGUCCACCAAUAACAUUCAACACUCGCUACAAAGUUGCAUCAUCAACACGGGGACGGUCAAGAGAUCCAAGCCCAGCUACUGACAAUAAUAAUCAACCACAAACAGCACUGCAAAGAUUAUCAGCAGCUAGAGAUCGUUCACGUGAUCCAAGUCCAGCUGUGAAAGGAGUCUCAACAUAUUCAAAACUCUCGACAGGUUCGAGAUCGAGAGAUCCAAGUCCAAGCAGUUUGUCAAAAAGUUAUUCUGACAAUCUUCAAAAUAAAAAUAUUCUCAAUCGAAGUUACUCAAACAGCACAGCAAAUGGAUCAAAUGGAUAUAGCAACAGCAGUCUUCUUAAUUCACAAAACAAAGUCGAAAGAAGUUACACAUCAUCUAUAAGUACGUCAAGAAAUGCAUCGAGAGAACCAAGUCCAUCACUUUCCACAAUACGACCUUCAAUCACAUCAGCUUAUCCACGUUCACGUGAUCCAAGUCCAGUUGACAGCAAAUAUCUUUCACCUCAAUAUCGAUUGUCAAAUGGAAGAGAAAAAUCACGAGAUCCAAGCCCAUCAAUUACAACACUAACUGCAAAGCUUCGAGAGUCAAGUCCUUUGAGUGGAACAUCAAGAUAUUCAUCGUCGUCCAUCAAUCAUUCAUCAACAUCACCACAAGCGCGACCAACUGACAUUUCGAUUUCUUAUAUGACUGCAAGUGAAGCAAGUUCAAGACCGUCAAGGGCGAGUUUCAUUAAUCGAUAUUCACCUCAAAAGGACAAAUCGAUGAUUCCUUUGAAAAUUGACAAGCCGACAACACCUGAAAAUCUAAACAAAAAACAGCAGAAGAAGGAAAGCGAAAGUGAGUCAAGUUCAUCCGAAGAUAGCGACAGUGAUGAGUCUGAUGUGAAGUCAAAGAAAUCAGAACCGAAAAUAAUGAUUCAAGUGACGACAAUCACUCGUGGAACAUCCCCAACGCCAACGUCAACAGUCUCAUCUGGCAUUCGUUCUCGACGUGCUGAGGUUGCAAAAAUGAUUGAAAAGGUUCGUGAGAGGCCACUUCAAGGUCCACCAAUGUGUGAUAAAAGUACGCAAUCAGAUCGAAUGGAUGAUUCAACGCGCUAUUCACGCUUUGGAUCGACUUCGUCUUUUGCUUCUUACAGUUCAAGUCCAACAAAUUAUUCAUCUCGAUAUUCUUCAAAUCUCGGAGUUUCGAAUAAAUACAGUCGAGAGACGAGUGAAAGCAUUUCAGCAAACGAAACCGACAAAGAAGAAUCCUGUGAUAUCAGUCGAGGUUCAUCAGCUCAUAAAUCAGGCACAGAAAGUUCCGAAAGUAAAGAAAGAAGCUUACAAUCGAAAUCGAAAACUCCUGAAAGUGGCAAGAUGAGUUGGCCUCAGUCACCGCCAGCAAGAACUGAUUCAUCCAAAAGUAAUUCAUCGAAAGUAUCCAAUAAAGACUUCAGAAAGUCUGCUUUGAAUAUGGGACCAACAGAUCGCACCAGACGAUCUAAAUCAUCGUCAUCAGAGAAUUCAUCGUUGACAGUUGAAAAGACUCGAAUGCAAUUUCAACAACUUUUAAACAGUGAAAUUCAAAAAGCGCCUUCAAUCUCCAGAUCAUCAAGCACUGAAUCAGAUAGCAGCACAGAAAGUCUUGAAACGCAAUCACAAAUUGAAAGAAAGCCAUCAGAAGCACAAAAUCAUCCAACGAAAGAAGAAAUUAUUUCACAUAAAGUUGAAGAAGCGAAAUCAUUCUUAUUGAAAACUUUAGGCAAGCCAGCGAACAGCCAAUGGUUGAAUGGCACGAGAACUGAAAGUCCAUGUGCUACUGAAAGCAGUGAGAAAAGCAAAAUGUUAGAUUUAGAUUUUAGUAAUUUACAAAAAUCCAUAUCUGGCGAGAAGCCAUGGUGGAUGGAUGACAAGCAAGAGACUCAUGAUACUGAACAGAACACUGAACAACUGGAUAAUAACUUUUCCGAACUAACGAUUAAUGAAACAACAAGGGGUCAAAAUGAACAAAAUUCUACAAAGUAUUUGUGGGCGAAUGGGGAAACAAAUAGUUUAACUGAAGGUUUUCAGAAGCUUAAGCGACCGAGUUCAGAGGAGAAGCCUUGGUGGUGUCAAAGCCCUGAAAAUAAGCAAACAUCUGAUAACCAUGCUACAGCAACAAAUCUUGAUAAUGGCUUUAACAGCAAUUGGGAACAAGAAACACAAGCUGACAUUUCUGAACUUCAGCAAGAUGAUGAAAUUCGUCAAAUUAACCGAAACUUUUUAAGUCCCAUGUCGAAUGUUUAUGGCAUGAAGUCACUUGGCGAUAGAGCAAGUCCUGAGGGACUUGAAUCUCAUCUCAUGGAUAGGAAAUCAUUGCAUGAUAGCAUGAAAGGCACAAAUUAUCAUGUAGAAAAGUUGACAGAUUUUAAUGCUCGUCCUCGACUUUUCAUAUCAAAGCAUACAAACAUUGACGAUAUUUUAGGUGGAUCAUCUGUAUUCAGCUCGACUUCGUUAGAUCUCGCAUUAAUUAGUCCCGAAGCUGUCAGAAUUCAUGGCACAAAUUCACCACCAAAAAUUAUUCUGAAGCACAAAAAUGAUGAAAAUGGAAAUGAAAAAUCUGUUGAGUGUGCUUAUGAUGACAACUGUCAUCGUAAUGUUGAAGCAGAGAAUGGAAAAGGUUCAUAUUCGAGUUGCAAGACUUCUCCACUUUUACAAUCACCUCUCGGUGUCAGAGUUCAUGGAAUCAUUGAAAAACUUUUGACAUCAGAAGGAAAGGAACUGAGACGAGCUCUGUUCUCAUUGAAGCAAAUAUUUCAAGAGGAUCAAGAUCUUGUUCAUGGUUUUGUGGCUCUGGGUGGAUUAAAUUGUCUUGUGACAAUCGGUAAAGGUGCUGAUCAGAACUUUCAAAACUUCAUUCUUCGUGCUCUUGGUCAGGUGAUGUUAUAUGUUGAUGGAAUGAGUGGUGUAAUGGAACACAGUCCAACUGUACAAUGGUUAUACAUGCUAAUUGAAUCGAAAUACCGACUCGUGGUUAAAACAGCAUUGAAACUUUUACUCGUGUUUGUUGAAUAUUGCGAGGGAAAUUGUUAUCUUUUAGUAAAUGCAAUAUCAAAGGUAGAUAGUACGCGUGGAACUUUGCCAUGGUCGAGCGUAAUGAAGCUCCUAAAGGAUUACGAAAAUGCUGACACAGAGCUUUUAAUUUAUGCAACGUCAUUAAUAAACAAAACUUUAUCUGGGUUGAAUGAUCAAGAUAGUUUCUACAAUGAAACUGACUUUCUUGAAGAUCAAGGGAUGGAGAAUGUGAUUAAACGAUACACGUCACGAAUUAGCACAGACCUUGAUUUGCUCGAUCAAUUUCAAUUUUAUGAAGCAGCUUUAAGGUUUGAAGACGAUGUCUCGGAUGGAAUCGUUCGACUGAUGGAUAAUUCGAUUAGAAGAACUUUAAAGAAGCGUUCGAGUAGUUUAACACCAAAUAGGAAAUCGAGACGUUAUAAUUCAACUAUAAAUAUUCCACCACCCCCGCCACCGCCAGUGUCAUUGUAUCAAAAUGUACCUCCACCAGUUCCUUCCCUUCCAUUAAGUUACAUGCUUCAACAACAUCAUCAAACGCCUGACAAUGACAGUUCAAGUUCCGGUGGUGGUGAUCUCAAUGGGUUUGGCGACCUUAAAAUCAGAGAUGGGGGUGCUGGUGUCACUCCGGGAUUGAGAAGACGAAGAGCCGAGAGACAGAAAACCUUCCAUAAGGAUUCUGAAACUGGCAUGAAUAGCCUGAAGCAACAAGAUAGCGAUGAUGAUUGUGACACUGAUAACGAAGAUAAGAAACUUCUUCUACAAAUGAAUCGAGAACAAACUGUUAAAGAUUUAGCACAAAAGCUCAGCAAUUUACCGCUUAGUCCACAAGAAGACAAAUCAAAUCGCAUUGGUGACAUGUCAGGAUUGAUAUCAAAAGCAAAAGAAGAAUUAGAAAAGAGUAGAAACCGACCUGAUAUCAAAACAAAUGUUGAAAACGAUCUCAAAAAACCAGAAGCAAAGAAAUCUGAAAUCGAAUUGCAUUGGGAGGAAUUGGUGAAAAAUAUGGAUCGAGAUUUAACAUUAUGUGACUUGGAUUUCACUGAUCUUACGGAAGAUGAUGAGGUUAAUAUUUUGGCUGCACGAGGUGUUAAUGGUUCAGCAUCAAUUCCACCCCCACCACCACCAAAUCGUAUACUUCAGAAUCAAACUUCACCCUUGUCAAAAUCAAAUGAACAUCAGAAUGGCGAUUCACUUAGCAAUGAUUUGAAUGAACAAACCAUAAAGAAAACUAAGAAGACGGUGAAAUUGUUUUGGAAAGAGGUUCGUGAAGACAUGAUACCGUCAACAAUAGGACAAACAAUUUGGGAUGAACUUCCAAAAGCUAACGUUGACAUAAUGAAACUUGAACAUUUAUUUGAGUCCCGCGCCAAAGACUUGCUGACUAAGAAACAACAAGAACUCAAUAAAAAUAAAGAAGUUAUUGUUCUCGACCACAAACGUUCGAACGCCAUAAAUAUCGCCAUGACAAAACUUCCUCCGCCUCGUGCUAUAAAAACCGCAAUCUUGAAGAUGGAUUCAACAGUCGUGACAAGAGAAGGCAUCGAUAAAAUUCUUUAUAUGCUUCCAACUGAAGAAGAGCGAGGAAAAAUUCAAGAAGCUCAAUUACUAAGCCCUGAUUUGCCGCUUGGAAGUGCAGAACAAUUUCUUCUGACGUUAUCUUCAAUCAGUGAACUUGCAGCACGACUAAAGCUUUGGGCUUUCAAACUUGACUUUGAAAAUAUUGAAAAGGAAAUUGCUGAGCCAUUAAUGGAUCUUAAAGUCGGAAUCGAUUUAUUGAAAUCAAAUUUAACAUUUAAGUGCAUUCUUUCGCAUUUGCUGACAGUUGGUUGCUUUCUCAAUGGCCAAGUUGUGAAAGGUUUUCAAAUCGAAUAUUUAUCGAAAGUUCCUGAAGUCAAAGACACAGUUCAAAAGCAUUCUUUGCUUCAUCAUUUAUGCUGUAUGGUGAUAGAAUCAUCGCCAAGUACAACUGAUUUGUAUUCUGAAAUCGGCCCAAUAACAAGAGCAUCAAAGGCGGACUUCAGUGAAUUAGCACAUAACAUCAAAUAUUUAGAAACUGAAUGCAAAACGUCUUGGGAUCGUCUAAAGCUGAUAAGCAGACAUGAAACAUCAACGCAACUCAAGCAGAAACUUAUUGAUUUUUUGGCUGAUUGCGCUGAGAGAAUCAUAAUACUUGAUACUGUUCACCGUCGGGUCAUAAAUCGCUAUCGAAAGUUUCUUCUCUGGCUUGGCGUUUCCCCCCAUCGUAUUGCGGAGUCACGACCGAACGAAUUUUGUCGUAUUUUAUCUGAAUUUGCAUUAGAAUAUCGAACAACUCGUGAACGUGUUUAUCAGCAAAUUGAAAAUAAAACAAAUCUUCGUGAUCGACAUAAAAUGCGUGGAAAUGGAAAACUGGUUUUAAAUGUCGUUAAAACGAAAAGUGGCAUUCCUUGCAAAAUAUCUACGAAGGAAGAAGAGAAGGAUGCAGAGUUAAGGCAAUUACUUGGAACUACACCCGAUUGUGGUGGCGAAGUAAACGGAACACUCAAUUUUAGAAGACGUCGUCAGGAUAAUCUUCGCUCACCGAGUAUUUCCAAUCGUGAUGAGAAUUUUCCGAAUGGUAAUGAUGAUGGUGAGAUUAUGGAGUCGAUUGUUAAAUCAGUUUCUAAAAACACCGCUCCGAGACAAGUUCAACGAGAGAGGAAACGAUCAAGAAACGCUGAUAGAAAAGCUUUGGUCAAGCGAUCUCGCACACGAGAAGGUUUCACACCACAAAGAUCUCCAUCUCCUGGUUGAAAAUUGUUUGUCAACCAAUUUAAGUUUCAUCUAAAGAUUGAAAUUAAACUAAUUAAAAGUUCUUCUUACAACUUACUUUUAAAGUUGAACAUUUGUCUUAAUAUUUGUCAAAGAAUAUCAUGAAACGACAUGAAUUUCAAUCUCUCAUUUAACAUAAAAAAUAUUCCCUUAAUUUUGGUAUUUUUAAUAAUUUAUGCUUUUGCAUAAAACUUUCUUUCUUUCUCAUUUUUAAAAAUAUAUCUAAUUAUUCCAUAACAAACUCUUCUGGCCAGUUGUCUAUUUAAAAAAGGAAUAAAUUUAGAAAUUAUUUGAAAUUUAUUAUCAUUAAAUUUGUUAACAUCACAAAUCAUAAAACUGACCAAUCAAUGUUAAAAAUCUGACAUAAAAUGGAAAAAAUAAAUAAAAAU
Messenger RNA from Clunio marinus, 6829 nucleotides. The record is from the annotation of a GenBank genome assembly. Lineage: Eukaryota; Metazoa; Arthropoda; Insecta; Diptera; Chironomidae.